Dothidotthia symphoricarpi CBS 119687 is the source of this 3228-nucleotide messenger RNA. RefSeq lists its product as uncharacterized. The record is from RefSeq and is a predicted model, not a curated record. The transcript is spliced from 3 exons. Gene Ontology annotation, molecular function: metal ion binding. The coding region runs from base 1 to 3228 and encodes 1075 amino acids. NCBI's taxonomy places the organism in Eukaryota, Fungi, Ascomycota, Dothideomycetes, Pleosporales, Dothidotthiaceae.
AUGGCUUCCAAUCACGUGCCCAGUGAACAAGUGCCCAUGCCAGGACAGACCAUCUACACCGAUCCGUCCUACCAGAACCUCUUCUCGUCUGUCGAUCGGUAUGGUACCCCGUCUUGGGAAUCGCAACUCAACCAACAUUCUGGCCUGGUGCCCAAUUCGUCGACCCACCAAUGGCAUCAGCGCGCUUUUCCACAACAACCAGUCAACGUUCUAAGCCAAGCAUAUGGAGCCCAAGACCAUGGAUCCCGGACGGCCUCACCAUAUCAGUACGGUCAGUUCAACCAGCACGGGUCGAUAGGCAGUUAUGGACACUCGCCAAAUGUGGACCCCUCCCUGGGAAUGGACCCUGCUGCCAUUCGACAACAGCAGCACUCGCCCUAUCCGAUGCCAUUGCGGAAUACUACUCCGCAGGCUCACCCCGGGACAGUGACACCUCAGGCACUUCAACAAAACGUAUCCUCACUUCAGAACACACGUGCAACGACUUCUCCCUUCCAAAUAUCGAAACCCCCAGUAGAGCAGUUUGUGCAAAAUUCAAAUCCGGCAGCUUACAUCAAGUACGCGCCAAACCCAGAGUAUGAUAUCCCAAAUGGCAGGAAAUCAGGUGGGCUGUAUGUUCUAGAUCAGGCUGCGUUGGCAAACGCCACUAAAUCUACUGCUCUAAACAAGCUUGUGAAUCUCGGCACCCAAGUCCAUCAUCUAGCUACGAAUAGAACUGCGCUUCCGUUGUACACCGCUCGACAGUCUCUGAAAGACCUGAAGAGGGCUGGUGCCGAUAACAAGAAACUGGCAAAACUUUCAUCCGUCAAGCUGUCCAUUUCAAGAGCUCGCAAACUGGACAAGUCGACGAACAGCGCUUUGGGCCUGAAGAGGGAGGUUACUGAUAGCGAAAGUUACACUGACUCUUCCGACGAUGAUAGCGAAUACACGGACGAUGAAGAUGAGGAACCAUCUCCGCUACCAAAGUCAAGACCCGACGAACCACAUGCUGCUGUCUGCUACGACAUCAUCAAAGCCACUUGGUAUCCUCGAAGAUCACAACCAGGUCCAGAGAAAAUCAAAACUAGCAUGCGCGAUAUCUGGGAAGUACUCAACACAAUCCAGAAGCGUUGGCGAGCUGACAGCAAGGCUGUGUCGGAUGCGGAAGAACAGAAGAAGACGGGUGAGCUACCUGUGCUGAAAAGCCGUGUCGCCAGUCAGCGCGAUUUGCUUCAAUCUGCCUUAAAGGCUGCGCUUGAUCAUGCUCAUCCUGAUGUUCUUUACCAUCUUGGGCAAAUAAAGCCUUUGUUGUAUCUUUGCUAUCAGUUUCUAGCGAAUCGAUUCAAAGGGAAGGAUUAUGAUGGUUCGUUGCCUGCCGUCAUCUACGAGAUCCUGUCGAGGUGUGGAACUUUGACCACUGAGCUUCUCGAAGAAACCAAGGUCAACAAGGCGCUGGUGUCAAUGAAGAAACAUGCAAAUGAGAAGCACAAAACCUUGAUCCAGCAGGUGAUUGAUGGCGCUGCUUCUGGCAGCAAGAAGGCCAAGGUCAGCUCUCCGCCACGGGCUGAGCCUGUAGAGGUGAAGGGCGCCAAGCGCCCUGCAACAGACUCGGUGACUCGCCAACCAAAUGAAGGGCCAGCAAUAAAAAAGCUUAAGCCUCUUGAUCUCUCUGCCAACUCUGCGAAAAAAGACACUGAAACGACUACAACAACAACAUCAAAACCCAUUUUACCAAUACUACAACGGAAGAAGCCUGGUGAGAAGCCCGGAGCAGCGUCUGUGCCAAUCAAGGCCCGAGUCAACCAGGUAACAAACAAACCAUCCGGUAUAUUCGCGUCCCUCAAUGCUGCGAGCAAGAGACCAGCACCUGCUGCAACUGCUCCCACAAACGCAAAGGCAAACGCCCAGCAGAAACCUGCUCCCGUGGCAUCCAAAGACAAGAAGCCUGCAACAGCGGCGUCAAAGUCGUCAUUCUCCUUCGCCUCUACUAUGGCCUCGCUGCUGAAACCCAAAGAACAGGAGGCAGCGCCCGUCAAGUCCGAAAAGCAGGUUCCACCGGAGACUCCUGAGGAGAAGACCAAACGCUUGCGAAAAGAAUCCAGGCGACAUUUGCGCGUCACCUUCCGCCCUGAACAGUCUCUAGUGGCUAUCAAGUACUUCGAUCACGAACCUGAGGACGACGAGGGCCACGAUGAAAACUUCGUCCGGGACGCGGGUGAUAUUGGAGGUGAAGGCCGCAUGUUCAAGCAACACAAGGAGCUUGAUGUUGACGAAGACGAUGAUGAUCCUGAGGUCGAUAGCCGGCCAUGGACAGAACCAUCUCAGGUAGACUUUAGCGUCAUAUCUUCUGAAGACCGCGAACGCAACUACAUACCAUUCGGUGGUGGAGAGAGAUUGCCGUCGUGCCCUGAGAAGGAAGCAAACAUACGGCGCGAAAACGCCACGUUGAUGGUCUUUUACUCACACCCCGGUGAUAUACCAUCUUCUCCCAACGAACCACCCCCAGAACAAACCCAGGAGUCGGCGAUCCAAGUUACCCACUUCGGAACGCCACCUGACAAAGUCCUCCAUAGAGCACCCCAGCCGGCCUUGACAGCACCUGCGCCCGCAUCAGCGCCGAUGCCUGAUCUCAGCAACCUCGAGGAAAUUUUCAAGCAAUUUGCCACGCCUGGCACGAGUCAACCACAACCAGCGGUGAUGCAGGCUCCGGUUCAAACGUCAUACGCAUUGCCCCCUGCGGCUCCCGCCGCGCCCGACCUCGCGAGCAUCCUCAAUGCCCUGCAAGGUCAAGCUUCGGCGCCGCCGCAGCUGCCUAUGUCGAUGCCAAUAAUGGCUCCCGUGCAACAGCCGCUAGCACCAGCUCCAGGGUUCGAUCUUGCUGUCAUUAUGUCUGCCUUGCAAUCACAAGCAGCAAAUGGCGCUCCUCUACCACCACCUCCGCCCGGUUUCCCACCAUCUGGCUUCCCGCCGUUUGAUUUCUCAUUCCUACAACAAGCGCAGCCACAACAACAACCACAACAACCAGAUGCCUCAUUGUACCAAGCACAACCGAGCCAGUACAACCAACCGGCGAACGGUACAGCAAAAAGACAACGGGAUGACAGCAACAACGGGUUUGAGCGGGGCCAGGGCAAAAAGACUAAGAACCGCAGCGAUCGCCCUCAUAAGGUGUUAGCUUGCAAGUUCUUCCAGAAGGGGACGUGCAACAAGGGCGACAGUUGCACUUACAUUCACGAUCUCAACCUAUAA